GUGGUACAGUAAUUCAAUAUGGCAGCCCACAUGAGACGAUGUCUGCUAGCCACAACACAGAUCCAUCUGUCACAGGUUCGAUAUCGCAGACCUAACAUACAGAAACCUCGACCUUCUACAAGAGAGCGCCGUUUGUUUGAAGCCAUUACUCAACCAAUUCUGCUUCCUGAACUACAACAACAACAAUCUGUAAAGGAUAAGCAAACUCACCCAGGAAAGGAUGAACAGCCUGGGACUUACGAGAAGUUCCUCAUACGGCAAUGCAAGAAAAUGUUUGAAGACCACAAUAUGGUUAUAGUAUGCCAACCACUGCCGAUGUCUGAAAAUGACAAAAGAGAGAUCCGAAAUAGGUUUAGAGAAGCUGGCAUGGAUCUUCUUCACUACAGCAACAAGUUAAUGAGGCCAGCAGUGAUGGACACAAGACUGACCAAUCUCUUCCCUUUUCUCAUCUGUCACAAUCUCUUUAUCGUUGGUGAGGAUUCUCAACUUGCUGAUAUGGUCAAAAUUACAAGACGGGUUCCCCAACUCCACAUACUAGGUGGUGUUGUGGACAACUACAUAUUGAGCAAAGAGGCGUUAAUAAGAUACUCGAAACUGCCACCCCUAGAUGUCACCAGAGGACAGCUAGUCACACUGUUAAACAUGGGUGCUACCAAGACACAUUCGUUGCUAGGAAACCAUCAAGAAAAACUCUCAAGGAAUUUAGAACAGUACAUCAAGGAUCAUCAAGAAAAAGACAAUAAUUCAUAGAGUAUCAUGAUUUGUAGUGUUUGUGUAUUACCAUAAUAAAAGAAAGUCUUCAUGAUGGCGGUUUUCUGCAGGAAACUGUUACCAUGGUUACAAAGGGUUUGUCUCGUUGGCAAUUCUUGUGAGCGAUGGACAUGGAAAAGUCACAGAGAAAUAUGACCUGUUACAGAGUGCUUAUUUAUUUAUAAAUAAACUAAUAAAAGUAUGAAAUAAAUAAGAAUAAAAGUUUGAAGUGCUAAACCUGUUAAAGGUUCAUCAACAUUACAACUUUCGGCCUUAUAAAAUCUCAGUUUAAGGGUAUCCAUGUUUUUUUCUUUCACAUUGGCCUGUGGUUUGAAGGUUGUUAAAAUUAAGAAACACAAGCUAAUUUCAUCCAGCACUCAAACUGUCCACGACAUCUGUGAAGAAGUAGAAAAUGUUAGUGUCAGAAUUGGAUGCAAAAUGGUCUCAUAAGAAUUUUGUUACUCUUUCAUUCAACACGUAUUUACAAGUAUCAGCAGCUUUUGACACCAAGAAUAACACCAGUUGUGUGAUGUCACUGGUGAUAUCUACCUGAAGAGAGUUUCCAAAGCAAUUAAUUUUCGAGGCCAAGAUGUGGGAAGAGUUACAUGUCUUUUAAGGAAUAGCUGUAAAAUGUACUAUUAAAUUGUUGUCGAGUGCUUGGUUGUAAAUAAAUAUGACACGGAA
Molecule: messenger RNA, 1434 nt
Organism: Haliotis rufescens (red abalone)
Lineage: Eukaryota; Metazoa; Mollusca; Gastropoda; Lepetellida; Haliotidae
Product: 39S ribosomal protein L10, mitochondrial-like
Exons: 5
Coding region: 19-750 (243 amino acids)
Biological process (GO): translation
Cellular component (GO): mitochondrial large ribosomal subunit
Molecular function (GO): structural constituent of ribosome
Source: RefSeq, a predicted model, not a curated record